This is a messenger RNA of Polyodon spathula (Mississippi paddlefish), 1939 nucleotides long. RefSeq names its product Fli-1 proto-oncogene, ETS transcription factor-related sequence (gene fli1rs). Gene Ontology annotation, biological process: regulation of transcription by RNA polymerase II; cell differentiation. The transcript is spliced from 9 exons. The record is from RefSeq and is a predicted model, not a curated record. Bases 225 to 1508 code for a protein of 427 amino acids. NCBI's taxonomy places the organism in Eukaryota, Metazoa, Chordata, Actinopteri, Acipenseriformes, Polyodontidae. Gene Ontology annotation, molecular function: DNA-binding transcription factor activity, RNA polymerase II-specific; sequence-specific DNA binding. Gene Ontology annotation, cellular component: nucleus.
UGGUAAAGUUUGGAGAGUUUAAUUGCGCGCUCGGAGCAGGUGGUUUCCACAAUAACAAUUUUGGGGUUGUUAUAUAAAAAAAAUCGGCAUCUUCAAGAUGUAGGUGUUCAUCGUGGAUCAUUAUUUGUGGGAGGCUUCACUUCUGCAGAACGAAUACGGAGGCGCUGUCAGUGGUGAGUGAAGACCCGUCAAUAUUUGAGUCCUCCUAUGGCUCCUCCCACUUAAUGAAGACAGACAUGACAUCAGAAGGUGACUUCAAUCGGGGUUCUAAAGAGAGUCCCGAGACAGUGGAACAGGACUGGCUCCACCAGAGCGGACGGGCACCCAUCAAGAGAGAGAAUGAACACGUCAAUGGCAACAGCAGGGAAUCUCCAGUAGACUGUAGUGUUACCAAAAGGAGCAGGAUUAUAAACAACGCAGAGGUAAAUCACCUUGGUUACCAAACCAGCUACCAGGAACAGAGGAAUACUCCCCAGACCAACACUCCGAGCAGCACCACAGAGGAGAAGAGAGUCAUUGUACCAGCUGAUCCUGGGGUGUGGACACAGGAACACGUCAAGCAGUGGGUCGACUGGGCAAUUAAAGAAUACUGCCUCAUCGACGUGGACGUCUCUCGCUUCCACAACAUUGAUGGGAAAGAACUCUGUAAACUCAACAAAGAAGAUUUCACACACAUGACCUCGGAAUACAACACCGACAUUCUACUGUCGCACCUCAAUUACCUCAGACAAAGCAGCCCAACCUUCUCCUAUCCACCUACUCCACAAAUCACACAACAGCAGCCGCGGGUUCAUGUUAAGACUGAAAAUACUUACGAGGAGAUCAGAAGGUCCAGUUGGGUGGCUCCUAUAAAUUCUGUCCAAAAGGGAUCUCCAACUCAGAUUCAUCCCACCAGCAGGGAGACUGAACCCCCUCCUCGCAUUGUCCCAGAUCCCUACCAAGUUCUUGGACCAACCAUCAGUCGCUUAGUGAACCCAGGCUCGGGCCAGAUCCAGCUGUGGCAGUUCCUCCUGGAGCUGCUCACCGACAGCGGCAAUGCCAGCUGCAUCACGUGGGAGGGGACCAAUGGAGAGUUUAAGAUGAUUGACCCGGACGAGGUGGCGCGACGCUGGGGGGAGAGGAAGAGCAAACCCAACAUGAACUACGACAAGCUGAGCCGCGCCCUGCGCUACUACUACGACAAGAACAUCAUGACCAAGGUGCACGGCAAGCGCUACGCCUACAAGUUCGACUUCCAGGGCAUCUCGCAGGCGCACCAGAGCCACAACAGUGACCAAAGCGUCCUCAAGUACCAGCCUGAGGUGCAGUAUGUGCAGCCGUACCACAGCCACCAACAGAAAAUGAACUUCAUGGGGUCCCACGGCUCCCCUAUGCCUGUCACCUCAGGGAGCUUUUUCGGGUCUCCUUCCCCCUAUUGGAACUCGACUACAGGAUCCAUCUACCCCAAUCCUGGGGUUCCCAGACACCCAGGCACUCACGUCUCCUCUCACCUGGGCCCCUUUUACUGAAUAUCCCGCAGACAGACUCUUACCAGGGGCUGCUAUUGGGUAGGAAGGGAUCAUACACUUGGGGUGCCUUUGAUAAGUGCAGAAGGCUGUUCUGGGUCCAAAUACUGAGCACAGCAAAACCAAACAAAUUUUUAUAUGAGCUGUUAUGUUACUGAACACCACAGAUGGACUGAAUAACCAAGUACUGUGCACAGUAUGUAUGUAGAUAGACUUUUAACCCUAUGAACUGCAAAUUGUCAGUCGAUACCUCCUGUUACUGUACUUAUGGACAAUCAUUUUGGAUUUUUUUUCAUGUAAGCAUAGCUUAUGUUUCAUCUCACAUGGGUUUUCAUAUAUCCCCAGGAAUUAAGAAGAAUGGGUUUUGAGACUUUUGUUAGUCAGUGGGAAAAGUAACUUGUGUCUUUGUUAUGUGUUUUUUUUUUUUUUUUUUU